Phyllopteryx taeniolatus (common seadragon) is the source of this 3619-nucleotide messenger RNA. It is a transcript of the gene abtb1, whose product is annotated as ankyrin repeat and BTB (POZ) domain containing 1. The transcript is spliced from 12 exons. Gene Ontology annotation, cellular component: ubiquitin ligase complex; cytoplasm. NCBI's taxonomy places the organism in Eukaryota, Metazoa, Chordata, Actinopteri, Syngnathiformes, Syngnathidae. The record is from RefSeq and is a predicted model, not a curated record. Gene Ontology annotation, molecular function: protein binding. The coding region runs from base 198 to 1628 and encodes 476 amino acids.
ACGUCACGUGACUCACCCCCGUCUCCAGCUAAACAUUAUUGAGCAGCAAGCAGCAAGCGCUUGUCAACAACCGAGCGUCCGUCGAUCUUCAGCCUCCACUUCAACUUACCUCAGCAACUCAGCAAACUUCUCGCCUCGCUGUCCAGCAGACGGGCUGACUCAAUGCCUUUCAGAGGACCCAAAACACCGAGGGGAUCAUGGACGUCCACGAUUUGUUCAGUAGUUGCAGAAAGGGCGACAUUUGUAGAGUCAGAUACCUCGUUGAACAGCGAGAGGUGGACCUCAAUGUAAGAGAUAAAUGGGAUAGCAGCCCCUUGUAUUAUGCUUGUCUCUGUGGUCAUGAGGAGCUUGUCCAGUACCUGCUGGCAAGUGGUGCCAAGUGCGAGGCCAACACAUUUGACGGUGAGCGGUGCCUGUACGGCUCACUGAACGACUCAAUCCGACGCCUGCUCAAGGAGUACAAGUGCGUCGGUGGCCGCGCCAUGAAGCGGGAUGAUUUUAACUACUUCCUGCACAUGUUGCUAGAGCAAGGACUGCACAGUGACAUCACGUUCCUUGUUCACGGGCAAAUGUUCACGGCGCACCGAUGUGUGCUCGGUGCGCUCUCAGAGUACUUCACAGAAAUGUUUGCCACCAAAUGGAGAAACAAAACCUUGAUCCACCUCAAACAUCCUCUGAUCAACCCUGCAGCUUUUCGAGCCAUUCUGCAGUAUUUGUAUACAGGACGUAUGGAUAUUGACGUGAGCCUUGUAGACGACUGCAGACGACUUGCUAAGCAAUGCAAAAUGACAGAUCUCAUCGAGGAGCUUCAGAUUAAAUGCAAACAGGUGUAUGAAUUUGUGUCCAACAAGCCAGGCAUCUGUGUGAAGGUUCUGAGUCUGGAGCCUCAUAGCUGCCAACUCCAGGAGGACAUGGCCCAGUUGGCUGACUGUGCUCUGCCCCCUCAGCUCAGAGUUGGAUUUGGGGUUCUUCCCUUCAACAGGGUCGACCACUUGCCCACCUACCCUGACGUCUGCUUUCGAGUCAAUGGCUAUGAUUUCUUGUGUCAUAAGGCCUUUUUCUGUGGACGGAGUGAUUACUUUAAAGCCUUACUGGAGGACCACUUCAGUGAGGGAGAGCAGCUUCAGUCCCAGCCCAGCACUCCGGCGAUAACUCUGCACAACAUCUCUCAUCAGAUUUUCAUCCACAUCAUGUAUUACAUCUACAGCGAUGACACACAGCUGACAUGGGAGAACGUGUUUGACAUCCUGUGUGUGGCUGACAUGUACCUGCUGCCAGGCUUGAAACGUCUGUGCGGGAAGACCCUGGCCAAGAACAUAUGCGAGGACAACGUUCUGUGCUUGUGGAAGACAGCCAAGCUCUUCCGGCUCUCCCGGCUGGAGGAUCAAUGCAUAGAGUUCAUGGCCAAAAUUAUUGAGCGGCUGGUGGAGAACGAGGAGUUUGCCGAGGUGGUCAAGGAGGAUGCCGCUCUGCUGGAGAAGCGACACGAAACCGACUCCGUCCCCCUGAUAGACGACAUCCGUUUCCACAUCACCAGCAACGUGCAGACGUACAGUGCCAUCGAGGAGGCCAAUCAGAAGCUGGAGGCCUUGGAAGAGCUGCUGUUUAGCAUUGAUAUUGACUGCUGAAAACUUGAUGACUUCUUGAACAUCUAUAGAGGUGCAGUUUGCAUGAGAAAGAACCCUUGUUUCUCUUUUCUAUUUGUAAGCUUAUUUUAUCUACAGCAUAUUAUCGCAACAUUGUAUAGAACCUAUUUUUAGUUAUUGCAUAUAUUAUUAUACAUAUUUUCAUGUACAGUGGAUGUAAAAAGUCUACACACCCCUGUUCAAUUUGCUAUUUUUUGAGAUAUAAAACAAAACAAGAUCAAUCCUUACGAAACAGUUUCCACCAUUAAUGUGGCAUAUAACAUACAAGUAAAUUGGAGAAAACAUCUAUUAUAGGAAAGAAGUAAAAUAACUGAGAUAAUGUAAUUGUACAAGUGUGCACACCCUCCUAUAAGUGGGGAUGUGGCUGUUUUGAGAAUUAACCAAACACAUUCAAGUUCGUAUUAAAUGAGUUUAGUUAAAAGACAACUGCCACCAUUUAAAUUGCCUCUCAUUAACCCCAAAUAAAGUAAAAUUGUUGUAGUAGGGCGGCACGGUGGAUGACUGGUGAGAGCGUCUGCCUCACAGUUCUGAGGACUGGGGUUCAAUCCUCGGCCCCGCCUGUUUGAAGUUUGCAUGUUCUCCCCGUGCCUGCGUGGGUUUUCUCCGGGCACUCCGGUUUCCUCCCACAUCUAAAAACAUGCAUGCUAGGUUAAUUGACGACUCUAAAUUGCCCGUAGGUGUGAGUGUGAAUGGUUGUUUAUUUGUAUGUGCCCUGCAUUUGGCUGGCAACCAGUUCAGGGUUUACCCCGCCUCCUGCCCGAUGUUAGCUGGAAUAGGCUCCAGUACGCCCGCGAACCUAGUGAGGAGAAGCGGCUCAGAAAAUUGAUUGAUGUUGUAGUAGGCUUUUCCCAAUAGGCUUCGGUUUCAUUGGAUCAUGACACAACUUUGCACGUACGAUUGGGAGAUUUCAAGUGUGCUGUUAUGUUGCCCUUGCCCUUGCCCUACAGCCCAGACCUAUUAAAAAGAUGGGGGAUUGGUGUUACAUGUACUAAACAGCCUAGUACUUGCCAGAAAUUUCUGAAGCUUCUUUCAUGUUGCUGUCGGCCUCUUGACCACUUCUCAUCUUUUCAUCUAUUUUGGAGGGACAUCCGGUUAUUGGUAACAUCACUGUUCUGCCACAUUUUCUCCACUUGAUGAUGACUGUGGUUUCUGUGUUCGAUUGUAUUUUUAAUGCAUUGGAAAUCCUUGUGUAGCCUUCUCGCAAUAGCGUGGGGAAGCGCUAUGUGGACAGACAGGAAUACAAAAUUGUCAGGAAAAACCUACUAAAACAGCAGAACUCUAUUUGGGGUUAAUCAGAGGCACUUGAAAUGGUGGCAAAGGUGUGCUGGCUCCCUUUUAACAUGAGUUUGAAUGUGAUUGGUUCAUUCUGAACAUGGCCACAUCCCCAGUUAUAAGAGGGUGCUCAUACUUGUACAACCACAACCUCAGUUGGGUGUGCACACUUGUGGAGCCACAAUCUCAGUUGUUUGUGUUUACUUCCCCUCUUUAAAAUAUUUCAUUUGAGUUAUAAAGGUUAAAGGUAACAUUAAUGGUAGAAAAAGUUUUGAAAUGAUUUAUCGUGAUCUAAUUUUUUUUAAUCUCAUAAAAGCCUGACAUUUGAAGAGGGUUGUGUAGACUUUUUAUAUCCACUGUGUAUACAUAGAACUGUUUUUGAUUCCUCACUUUAAUUUGGCCUCCAAAUAGUUCAACAAGGUGACUUUUUAAUGGCUUUCAUUGCCACCUUUUAAAGCCUAAAUUUACUAAUUGAUUCAUUUUGAAAAUAUUUGAAUGUUUUAAGUAUCUAAUUCUGAUUAGAAUAUGAUUUAAUCCUCCAUUCACUUUGUAUGUUAAGAAACAUCUUUGGCAGUGUGUGCAAGAGAGAAAAAAUGUGGAACCUUAAAGGUAAAGCCACCAUUUGUUUUGUGUAAAAAUGGGCGAAAACUGUUCUUGGUUUGGAAAAAAAAGUGACCUAUUAAAACCACACUUAGUCUUGA